UCGAAGGGUGGUUUUCGCUUAGAGAAAUUCGCGGAAUACAUAUAUCCGAGAGUAUCACGUCGAUUACAACGAUUUUUUCAUCCAUCCCCUCGUGAUAGUUUCAAUAUAGUAAAUUCCGAUCGUUUUUGACCGACUGGAACAAUAGCUUCGUGUUCGUCGAUUUGCGUGUACGUCGAGUGAGAGAAAAAAACAGUUUGACUUCUUCUUCGGCCGUCAUUUCCGGGCAAGCUUUCUGGAAUUCUUCGGAAUAACCAUGGAUAUACGUUAUUUUGGAAAUUGUUGGGAAAAAAUUGGAAAUGAAGAUUUGAAAAGAAAUAGAACUAUACGUGAUUUUGGAAAUGGUUGGGAAAAAAUUGGAAAUGAAGAUUUGAAAAAAGAAUUUGAUAAAAGAAAUAGAACUAUCGACUUGAGUGUUGUGUUCGGAACAGAUCGAUCGAAAUCUCGCAGCGAAACGGACAAUCACUACUCAACGGUAAAACCCAAAUGCAGGAAAGCUGGUCACCUGAUGAAUACACAGACUAAACAUGGGUCGCGUUGUACGAGAGUUGCUCCUACUCCCUGUGUAAAUUGCCGUUCGUUGCAAAAAAAUUCGAAUUACAAUCAUCAGAAUUUUUUAGAUUUAAAUAUAGUCGAUCUAUUAAGAUCGACUAGAUCUUUGAGAGCGGAUCACAGUCAGUGCAGCAGCAGUUCCCUCGGAUCUUCCGCCGACAGUCCACCUGGUUCUUGCGGCGACAGUCAACCCGGCUCGUCAGACGAAAGUACAGUCAAUCAAAAUUCACCGCGUCAUCGGUUGAACUGUUGUUCGCCCGAUCGACGUUUUCAGCGAUUUGAAUCAAACAUCGCAAACACGCCGGAAAUGUUUCCGAAUGAUCAGAACAACGAACGUCAGGACUACGAGAAACAUGGAGAUUUAAAUAUGAAUUUUAUUAAUAGGAGGAUCGACUUGAUUUUCAACAGUUUUGGACAAUCGAACGAUUUAGGAAGAACUUAUAUUUCGAAUUUACUGGAUGCAGAUGUAUUCAAUAAUAAAUCAUCAACAAAGAAAGAAGAUAAGAUUAAACAACAGUCGCUUGUCUGCGGACAGACAACUUGUAACUCGAGUGGCCUGUGGGAUUUGGGCGUUGUAUCAUCGACAAAUGAGUCAGGAAUAGAAGAUCAUCAUUCACCUAAUGCAAACACCUCGCACCUGAUACCGUUGCAUUCCGACAAAUUGCAUUUUUGCCCUCAGUCACUUUACUGUAAUACAUGCAGCAAAUACAUCUGCGAGGACUGCGCAGCUCUUUGCGUUCGCAACCACGUGACAGUCGAGCAUAUAGAAUUCUUGGACACUCUCCAGCAGCAAAUUAAAGAUGUAUUCAACGAAGGUUAUCUUGGAAUUGAUGUCCUUACGGAUGACAUAAAAGAAGUCAAGGAUGAGUUACGUAACUUGCAAGUAAAAGCAAAAGAUCAGAAAACUAAUGGGUUUUACGAAGAACCUUUUUAUUCUCAUAUAUUAUACAAGCGAUAUGAGAUUUUGCAAGACGAUUUAAACCAAUUGAGAGAAGCGAUACGAGAUCUCGAACGUAAUAAUCGCAUCUCAGUGCAUCCCAAUAAACUUAUACAACUGAAAGAUCGAGUAUUAGCUGAGAUCUGGCGAAUACGUCAAAACCGGAGAACAAAGAUCCGUCCCGGCAGAGAAAACAACCCCUUGCUGAAGAAUUACAGAUUGCCGCAGUCGUUCUUCCCAUAUGACACGACCGACAGUCGAUCGAAAUAUCCAAUCCCGCGUGGUCGUCCGAUCAUGGGCUACGAUCACGACAUAAAUCUUUCUAAUCGAGUUGACAAUCAAGUCCAGAGCACCGAUAUCCUGAUUAUCGGCCACUUUGGCGAGGAAGAUGCUCAGAAUCUGUGUCGUCCUUGGGGCGUGACCGUCGACACGGAAGGGAACAUAAUAGUCAGCGAUAGAUCAAACAACAGAAUACAAAUUUUUCGAGGAGACGGCGUCUUAAUCAGGAGUUUUGGCGAUUACGGUAACGGCAACUGCCAAUUUAACAAGCCGGCCGGGAUCGCGGUGGAUGCGAUGAAACGAAUAAUUGUUGCGGAUAAGGACAACCAUCGCAUCCAGAUAUUAACGAUGGAAGGUGCGUUUUUAAGAAAAUUCGGCGAGUACGGCGAUAAAGACGGGUGCUUCAAUUAUCCGUGGGAUGUAGCAGUUAAUUCAACGUGCGAGAUUGCGGUCACCGACACCAGGAAUCAUCGGGUACAGCUGUUCACCGCCGAAGGAGUGUUUUUACGCAUGUUCGGCGGCCAAUCAAAAUAUUUGGACUCGCCCCGCGGCGUUUGCUUCAACAAGGAGGGAAAUCUUCUGGUAACAGACUUCAACUAUCAUCACGUGCUGAAAAUCGACUACGACAUGGAACAGGCGCGCGUAGUCCGAUGCGACAGCGAAUUGAGGAUCUUGAAAGGAGACAACAGCAAGGAGAAUGUAGAAAGUGCACCAUUUCAGCGACCGCAAGGAAUAAUCGCGGCGGACGACGGCAGUUUCCUCGUUGCGGACUCCCGUCACAAUUCCAUCAAGGCGUUCAACUCGCUCGGACAUCUGAUGUACGUAUACAAUCCGGGACUGGAGGAAAUAAAUCGGCCACUCGGUUUGGCGCUUUACACUGACGGCAGAAUAGUUUUCACCGAUAAUGGCCAGAAUUACGUGCGUUUGGUCAAGCUGACUAAUCACGUAAAUCCAAUCAGGAGGAAUACCAUCAUGUUCGGCUGACGGUCUAGAUUUAUUGACGAGAUAAAUUUCUAUAAGUAAAUGUAAUUGGAACAAGUAGAUUUUAUCUGAUAACAAGGUAAUUUUAACGGUAACAUACGAUAACAAAGUUUUCUUUGAUAUUUUUAUCAACUCCGAAUGAAAAGCUUUUAUUUUUUUAUGAGUAAUAUUUUAGUUUUUGUGCGUGUGUACGCAUUGUCAAAACUUUAUACAUACGAAUUAUUGUACGAACAGAAUGCUUUAACAUAUAAUUGUAUCGAGUUUUUUAUAUUUCAAUUUUGUAUACACAUCUUUUCUAAAUAAUCCAUUAUACGACGAUUGUUGAUUAUUCAAAAAAGACACUGAGAAAUUUUUCUUUGAAUAAAAUUUGAGGAUAAUCCAGUUAAAGGGUUUUAUUUUUUGUUAUAACAAGUUACGCAUACGAGAACACAAAUUACCGUGUGAAGUGGAUUGACGAAAUAUAAAAAAAAAAAGAGAAAAAAAAAAGAUUCAGGUACAUGAUGAUUAGCAAUUACGAUAAGUUUUAAAUGUAAUUAAUUUUUAUCAUUGACGACUAAAGACGUCUUCCUUCUUACGCGGUUUGUUAUUUCUUGAAAAGAAAAAAAAAAGGAGAAUAGACGAGGAAAUAUAUCCAUGACAUCGAGUUUUCAUCUCCCAAUUUAACGCGCGUUCAUUUUUUUUUUUUCUCAAUCUGUGAAGAGAGGGAAAUAAAAAGUAUAUAUACAUGUAAUAUUACAAUUAUUAUGUGCUACAAGUUACGGGAUUGUCGCAAGAGUAACUUGUGAGUUUAUCGUAAAGAUAAUUGUGUUUAAUAAUGUUAGACGAUAACAUUUACCAAUUAAUUGUUAUCACGCAUACGGGUGAAAUGAGUACAAACUUGCAUGGGUGUGAGUAUGUAUGAGGGAGAGCGUAAAAAAUAGCUUGUGAGAAGAAGAGAUGGAUUUUCAAGAUUGUUUGAGAUUAAUAUUCUAGUUGAAUCAACAUGCACUUGUAUACAAAUAAUGCAGUUGUAAAAAUAAAAUAGAGUUGUACUCAACGAAUUAUACAACAUCGGUGUGUAUAUAUAUAUAUAUAUAUACAUAUAUAUAUGUAUAUAUCACACAAAAGUCCAUUAACUCUCGUGCAAAUCCGUUCCGAAGUUCUGCAAUAUUUCUUUCAACGGCUAUAAAAUAAAUAAAUAUAUUUCCAUAGUACAUAAGCAUUUUUGAUGUAGAACAGUCAAUGUCGUAUUCUAAGAUAUACGGAUGUGAUGAUUGUU
Pseudomyrmex gracilis is the source of this 4004-nucleotide messenger RNA. RefSeq lists its product as uncharacterized. The record is from RefSeq and is a predicted model, not a curated record. The transcript has 6 exons. NCBI's taxonomy places the organism in Eukaryota, Metazoa, Arthropoda, Insecta, Hymenoptera, Formicidae. Gene Ontology annotation, biological process: protein polyubiquitination; proteasome-mediated ubiquitin-dependent protein catabolic process. The coding region runs from base 254 to 2749 and encodes 831 amino acids. Gene Ontology annotation, molecular function: ubiquitin protein ligase activity; protein binding.